AACAAAUUGCGGACUCAGUUGUGUAAUCGUAUCGAAACAUGUACCGUUUAAAAAGUAACAGACAAACGGUGUCGUUUAAUGCCCAAUUUCUCCAAAUCGGACGGUUCAAAACGCACGAUACGUUUCUCGUAACCGUAGACACCUAAAACACUCGAUCAUUCCUCGUGCUUGCAGAAAAAGUAACUACAAUUCGAACCUAUUGGAAGCUUCAUUUCACUAAUUUCCACAAUUUUCCUGUACUAAUUUUCCACAAUUUUCCUGUACUAUUGAACCAUUGAUCGAUUAAUAUUGUAAAUGUGUAUGAACAAAUGAUGAUGAUGAAGAUGAUGAAGUUACGGAGCGGUUUAUCGACGGCGAGAAUGUCGAUUUUCCGACGUUUUGUGACGUCACCACCGGCGAAAUUUCAUGCGAUGCGGUUUGGUGAUGUUUCGCGCGGUUUAGCGGCGGAGGAUCUGGUUUUUGAUGAGGAAUCUGCUCCGGCAACCGCUGUGAAGGCUGAUAUGUUGCCGACGCUUCUUCAGCCGCGAGUUGUGGUAUACGACGGCGUUUGUCGUCUCUGUCACGGAGGGGUGAAAUUUGUGAUUAAUGCAGACAAAGAUAAGAGAAUCAAGUUUUGCUGUCUUCAAUCCAAGGCUGCUGAACCAUACAUGAGGAUAUGUGGUGUGGAUCGUGAGGAUGUUCUUCGUCGCUUUUUGUUCAUUGAAGGACCCUAUGAAUACCAUCAAGGAUCUACUGCUGCUUUGAAAGUGCUAUCUUACUUGCCAUUGCCGUACUCUGUAUUGAGCACACUCAUGAUCAUACCAACUCCCAUACGAGAUCUUGCAUACGACUACAUUGCCAAAAGACGUUAUGACUGGUUUGGUAAAGAUACAAAUUGCUUAGUUUUGAAGGAGAAAGAAUUGCUUGAACGGUUCAUUGAUAGGGACGAAAUGGUCCAGAAAAAAUGGUCAGACGAGUAGUUAUCGGUGCAUCAAUCUGUUUUUAUAAGAGUACGAAAGCCCGCCGCUUUUGUGCGUCUCUCGCUUUUUAAAACCAAGAUGUAAGUUCAAAUUUUGAGCUUUAAUGACUACACGGUGUCAAGUCGGCUCGAUUACACCUCUAGGCCGUCAAGAUAUGGAAAAUGUAUGUUGGUCAACAAAGUCGUAAAGCAAAUCUCAAAUACCCCCCAAGACUAACAUGUCGGAACAAUUCUGAACUUACCUCUUGCAUUUCCUGAGCAUAUCUACCCGUCAUUUCUGUGAAUUGUGCAAGAACCUGCAAGUAUACAACAUCUAAUACAAAUGAAAACAACAUAUAACAUCCUAAAUUACAGACUAAUGAACCUAAUUACUAAAUUAACCAACCUCUUUAUAUUCAGAUUCAAACUUUGAGAGCUCCAACCGUUUUGACAAAAUUUGACCUUCAACAUCUCUUAGACUCUCCUUCUCUUCUACAAAAGAAGCUGUGCAGAUAACUUCUAUUGUGUAGC
Molecule: messenger RNA, 1468 nt
Organism: Helianthus annuus (common sunflower)
Lineage: Eukaryota; Viridiplantae; Streptophyta; Magnoliopsida; Asterales; Asteraceae
Exons: 4
Coding region: 309-959 (216 amino acids)
Molecular function (GO): protein-disulfide reductase activity
Source: RefSeq, a predicted model, not a curated record